Molecule: messenger RNA, 1299 nt
Organism: Aedes albopictus (Asian tiger mosquito)
Lineage: Eukaryota; Metazoa; Arthropoda; Insecta; Diptera; Culicidae
Product: glyoxylate reductase/hydroxypyruvate reductase
Exons: 3
Coding region: 189-1172 (327 amino acids)
Cellular component (GO): cytosol
Molecular function (GO): glyoxylate reductase (NADPH) activity; hydroxypyruvate reductase (NADH) activity; hydroxypyruvate reductase [NAD(P)H] activity
Source: RefSeq, a predicted model, not a curated record
GCGCUAUCGCACAAUAACAACACCAGUGCGUAUUAUCGCCUCAUGGGAGAUAGAACUGCGACAUUACCAGCAAAACGAAAAAGAUCCACAAUUUCUUGUUUAGAAUUGCAUCUUCUAUUGGAAAACUGUUUCAAUCGUCCAGAUUCCUUCUUAGGUUGCUUCAUUCCCAUCUCAUUUGCAGCUGCACCAUGUCCACCGGGCAACAAACGGGGCGUCCGAAGGUUCUAGUAACCAACAAGGAAACCCCGGAGAAAGGUAUAACAAUUCUCCGCCACAAGUGUGACGUGAUUUUUCCAGAGAAUGUACCAGCAACCAGGGCUGAUAUCCUGAAGCUCAUUCCCGGUGUAGACGGUAUCAUGUGGGUUGGCCACUACGCGCUGAAUGGAGAGGUUCUGGACAUCGGAGCUCCUACGUUGAAGGCUAUAUCCACCAUGUCCGCCGGGAUGGACUACGUGGACCUUGAGGAAUUCAAGCGUCGUAACUUCCCACUGGGAUACACUCCGACGGUGCUGAAUGAUGCCGUAGCCGAUGAAGCGAUCGGACUGAUGAUCGCAGCCGGCCGGCGUUUCCAUGAAGGUCGUUUGAAAAUCGAUAACUCUCAAUGGCAGGGUGGACCACAGUGGAUGCUCGGGCGUGACAUCAAAGGAAGCACGAUUGGAAUCAUUGGUUUGGGGGAAAUUGGGCUCACCAUUGCCAAACGUUUAAAGGGCUUCGAAGUGGGCGAUAUUAUUUACAGUGGAAGAAAGCAUAAGCCCGAAGCAGAAUCAGUUGGCGCGAAAUUCGUUUCGCAGUCCGAGCUGCUCAAGGAGAGUGAUUACGUCUUUGUUUGCGUACCGCUGAACAACAGUACUCGCAAUUUGAUUAAUGCAACCACCUUGAAGCUGAUGAAACCAACAGCGGUGCUGGUUAACAUUGCUCGCGGGGAGAUUAUCGAUCAAGACGCUUUGGUUGAUGCCCUGAAGAAUGGAACGAUUUUUGCAGCAGGCUUGGAUGUGAUGACCCCGGAACCACUGCCCGCCGAUAGUGAACUGUUGAAGCUUCCCAAUGCCGUUGUUGUGCCCCAUCUGGGCUCGGCCACGCAGCGUACCCGUGAGGAUAUGUCGGUUAUUGCAGCACACAACGUACUCGCCGGUAUUGCUGGAACUCCGAUGUUGGCGCCUUAUCCUUACUGAUGUACCUCAAUGUAGCUGGUGGAUGGAUUUUGAACCGCGACCUAAUGCCUUUACAUGUGUAUUUUUAAACGUUUCGCUAUUUAUAUAUUGAAAACUAAAUUAUUGAUUAUAUAUUUUAGAAGUAAAA